Dichomitus squalens LYAD-421 SS1 is the source of this 1495-nucleotide messenger RNA. RefSeq lists its product as uncharacterized. The transcript is spliced from 3 exons. The annotation marks the transcript as partial. Lineage: Eukaryota; Fungi; Basidiomycota; Agaricomycetes; Polyporales; Polyporaceae. The record is from RefSeq and is a predicted model, not a curated record.
GUCCCUCUGGCAGGCCCGCGGCUGUCUCGACACAAUACCUCUGGCCCCUCCAGCGUAAAUCGUCUACACAUGACAUGAAGAUGCAAGAAGGCUCUGUGCUCCCACUCGCUGAUCCGCAACUGAUCCCUCGGGCGUCCGAUAUUGGCUCGAAAGCCAUUCACCUAUACGAGGACGUCCUCAUAGCUAUCUUCGAUUGCUUCGACACCUCCGAAUCCGUGGGUCGUACCGCUUGCGCGAGCUGCUCACGGGUGUGCUCUUUGUGGACUGAGCCCGCUUUACGGGCGUUAUGGAAGAAUAUAGGCGCAACCUUGCUUCCGCUCUACUGGAUUCUGCUCCCAGACGACUUUGUAGGUGCAUGGGUCGAUCGGCAUGGCCGUCAGGAGCAACUAGAGAUGUACAUUCUCAAGAUCCUGAAGGAUGUACCGUGGACGGACCCCGCCAUCUGGGAACGAUUCCUCCUCUACGCUGCAUAUGUGCAUCACGUACCAUUUCAAGGCUGUCUUCAUACCUGUGAAAUCCCCCUACAUGGUUCGAGGCACCUCACGUCGCCAGCGUUCUUGCUUGCCUAGUGUCACCAUCCUUGACCACGGUUAAGCUGAUGAUCAACACCCUCACUCCCUCUGCGCAGGUUGAGGAGGUUCUACACUCUCUUCCUCGCCUCGCACCCAUGAUCUCUGACCUGACGAUCGUCAGCUCUAGUCCCUUAGACCGAAGCAUCCCCUCGCUGUGUAGUUUCGGACGCCUUCGGCGGUUAUCCCUCCCGAAUCAUCUGUUGAUAUCCGACCUAUCAGCGUUUCCAUGGAGCAGUCAGGAGACGCUCAUGCACCUUCGUUGUUCUACCACAGGCUUCAGGCAGCUCCUUCACCCGAACCCGGCGGGACACUUCGAUCUUCCCUCCUUAAGACUCCUCUACUUGGGUCCGACCUCUACCGAUGAUUUGCUGGCUAUCAUAGAGCAACUGCACGCGCCAUACCUCCGCAAUCUAGCCAUCAAGGUCGAGGAUGAGGACAACUAUCCCAGUGAGAUUCUAGCUCAAACAGUCCUCCUUCGUGCAGUGUCCAGAGCGUCAUUCGUCGGGACUCUGACAUGUUUCGCAUUCAUCGUUCGGUCGCUAUCGCUCAUACCUAGUCGGGACCUUCCUACGACUUCCACCGUGGUCCUCGACAUCAUCAGGCCGCUAUCCUCACUUCGAGCACUCCGAGAGCUGUCAGUGAGUUAUCGGAGGAGCGAUGCCACACUGGGCACGGACGACGAUAUCUUGGAAGUUGCAAGGGCAUGGAACGACCUGGAGUCACUGAGACUCAUGCUUCCUUCGUCCAAGAAGUACGACUGCGACGGCUUUCCCGGACUCGACUCGCUGGCUCACCUCGCCGAGCACUGUCCUCGUCUGACUUCAGUCAGUAUACCGCUUGCUCUUGUUCACUCGCCUUCACACGUACGGUCAGGCGACGAAGGCAGCAGAGUUUGGCUGCCGGCCUCGCACCCCUUACAAUCC